Gordionus sp. m RMFG-2023 is the source of this 1385-nucleotide messenger RNA. RefSeq lists its product as uncharacterized. The record is from RefSeq and is a predicted model, not a curated record. Lineage: Eukaryota; Metazoa; Nematomorpha; Gordioida; Chordodea; Parachordodidae. Gene Ontology annotation, molecular function: chitin binding. The transcript is spliced from 5 exons. The coding region runs from base 119 to 1306 and encodes 395 amino acids.
CCUUUAUAGCAUUUAAUUUAAUUCUCUUAAAUUUUAAGAAAUAUCACUUAAAUAAUUUAAUUCUUUUAAAAUUUUAAAUAAAUUCUCUUAAAUUUAAACUCUCUUAAAUUCCAAUAUAAUGCUAUUAAAUUCUAUUGUAUUUAUAUAUUUAUUAACAUUGCUUGAUUCCGUUCUUGGUUAUGGACCUCCAAUUUCAUGUCCUCCUGGGUGGGUGUUGCUACCAAACAGUUAUACUUGCUAUAAAUUUAUAGCACAACCAUCCACUUGGUAUAACGCAAAAGGUUACUGUUCGUCUUAUAAAAAUUCCGCUUUAGUCAUAAUUGAUAAUGGUCCGGAACUAGAAUUAGUCUCUCAAAUUUCCCAAGGAACUGACAUAUGGGUUGGAGAUGAAAUUAGUUAUCCUAGCCAUUCAUGCUUAAAACACCAUGGGCCAAGUUUAGUUAUUGAAUCUUGUUACACCUUACUACCCUACGUGUGCGAACUUGAUAUAAGUCCCAACCCUUGUCCUAUCUUAUACCCAUAUGAUCCUAUUCAACGUUUUUAUUACCCUCACCCAGCUUUGCCUUAUAAGUUCAUUCAAUGUUCCUUGACUAGUAUUAACUACGUAAUGCUAUGUGCUAAAGGAACAAUAUGGGAUCAACGUUUAUUGACUUGCAUAAGAUCCUCUAUUUAUCCUUCCAAAAAGAAAAGAAAUACAGGAUUCCGCAUAUCAAGAGGAGUUGACCACAAUGCUCCCAUUGCCUAUAGGAAUGACUAUGGCGACGAUUUAUCUAGUUAUUCCCCUAUUCCAGAUGAUGAUGACUAUAAUGAUGUAUCAAGCUACAAACCCAAAAUUAAGGUAAUAUCCUAUGAUGAGUCUAGUCCAUUUUACAGAACCGAUUAUGCAAUAAAGGCACCAAAGAAUUAUAAAGAUCCUCAUUCAAAAGAUAGAUCAUCUUCUGGAUAUCAAAGUAACUCUUAUUCAAAACUUUCUAUUCCAGUUCCUAAUCGUUAUAAUGAUAAUUAUCAAGAAAUCCGACCUCUGUCCAAUCAAAGAAAUUAUUUUAGAUACAAAGAUGAUAAUAACAAAAGAUUAAAGUAUCAACCAAAUCCUUACAACCAAAUUAAUGUAAACUCGUAUGAUUCUAAUUAUGAAAAUAAUAGGCCAUCAUAUAAGUAUAAGGCAUCAAGUUAUAAGGAUACACAUCCCGAUAAUUCUAAUUAUGAUGAUAGACCAUCAUAUAAGGAUAUGGCAUCAAGUUAUAAGGAUAAGCAGCCCGAUAAUUCUAAGUAUCCUGAACAUUCCCCCAACUCUUACGAAUAUUAAAAUUUUUAUGGAUUAUUUAAAUAAAUUAUUGUAUUUAUCUAUUGUGUUUCAAAAUUUACAUUUUGAUUAAAUAAAAUAU